AUGGCCAGAGGGAGUCCAGGUCCAUGGUUUGUGCUCUGGGUCUGCUUGGUGCUGGUGGUGAACUUCGGCGAAGGGCAGGAAGAAAAACCUUUCGGUGAAACGUGCCUGGAGGACUUUACGGCAGGGGGGCCGGAUUUGGGGGUGCCGGAUUUGGUGCUGGAUACAGACGCCUCCGUCCAGAAUGGAGCCACCUUCUUGUCGUCCCCCAUGGUCUCUCGGAGCAGGGACUGCAUGAGAGCCUGCUGUAAGGACCCCGCUUGUAACCUGGCUCUUGUGGAGCAGGUCCCGGGCACAGAGGAAGACCACAUCCAGGGCUGCUUUCUCCUCAACUGCCUCUACGAGCAGGCUUUCGUCUGCAGGUUUGCCAGGAAGAUCGGCUUUCUCAACUUCUUGAGGAAGGACGUGUACGAUUCCUACCUGGCAAUGCAGAAUCACAGAUCUAGUGAUGACCAUCCUCCAAUAGCCCGCACUGGCAUGGACCUGAGGGUACAGCCAGGGGAGCCAGUGAUGCUGAGAGGCACAGAGAGCACGGAUGACCGAGGGAUAGUCAGCUAUGAAUGGAAACAGGUCCUCGGCGACCCCUCUGUGGAGAUGAAGAAGCACGAAGAAGAUCAGGUAGAAAUCUCCAACCUACAGGCGGGGAUAUACGUCUUCCAGCUUACUGUCACGGACACUGCACAACAGCAAGACUUCACCAACAUCACCAUCAUGGUCCUGAAUUCUGAGCAGACUGAAGAGCAUUGUUUGACUCCUAAGAAGGUGGGUUGGUGUCGGGGAUCUUUUCCACGUUGGUUUUACAACCCAAGCCUUCAGCAGUGUGAGGAGUUCAUUUUUGGCGGCUGCAAGCCCAACAAGAAUAACUACUUACGGGAAGAGGAGUGUAAACUUGCCUGCAAGAAUGUUAGAGGUUCUGUUGGUGGGCGACAACAGCCAGUGUGCAAUGGGAACUGUCAGUCCCCCUUCUUCAGAUGCAAGGAUGGCUGCUGCGUUGAUGCCUAUCUGGAGUGUGAUGAAACGCUCGACUGUGCAGAUGGAUCGGACGAGAUGUAUUGUGAACAAUAUGCUCGUGAGUUCAAUAGACUGCAAAAAAUCAAUGUCACACAUAAGCAAGGUCACUGUGUGGACUUGCCUGAUACUGGACAGUGCACCGAGAGCAUCCCCCGCUGGUACUAUAACCCAUUCUCUGAGAAAUGUGACCCCUUCACCUACGGGGGCUGUGGUGGCAACAACAACAACUUUGAAGAAGAGGAAGAGUGCAUGAAAUCAUGUUCAGGCAUCACAAAAGCAGAUGCCAUUGGCCGGAGAUGGGAAUCAUUUGAGUCCCAAAGGGCUAUCUUAAGUGUCUUUGAGGUAGUGAUUGCCGUGGUCCUCGGGAUCUGCAUCAUGGUGGUCCUGGCGAUCCGCCGUCAGCCGACCACUGCUACCAACUCAACCCUCUCCACCACAGAGGACACUGAGCAUCUGUUUUACAGCAGUGCCACCAAACCAGUCUGACCGACAGCCCCUCUCUCUCCAGCCCAGCACUGGGGCACUCCCCAAAAAUUCCGGAGUUCUGUUUUUAGCCACGGGCCUGUGCCUGAAGGACUCUUUCUCUUCGAAGACAUUUGUAGCAUCAGGCCAAGAUCUAGCCAUGAUUUGGCAGUACUAGUGUUUGUGAUUGUCUUGGCUAAAUGGCUGCUCUGGAAAGUGAGGAUCUGGGAGCAUUUUGAUGCU
Fulmarus glacialis (Northern fulmar) is the source of this 1713-nucleotide messenger RNA. It is a transcript of the gene SPINT1, whose product is annotated as serine peptidase inhibitor, Kunitz type 1. The record is from RefSeq and is a predicted model, not a curated record. Lineage: Eukaryota; Metazoa; Chordata; Aves; Procellariiformes; Procellariidae. Gene Ontology annotation, molecular function: serine-type endopeptidase inhibitor activity; protein binding.